AUGGUCGUGGUCGUGGACGUGGACGUGGACGUGGACGUGGACAUGGACGUGGACGUGGACGUGGACGUGGACGUGGACGUGGAUGUGGACGUGGACGUGGACGUGGACGUAGACGUAGACGUGGAUGUGGACGUGGACGUGGACAUGGUAUUGGACGUGGACGUGGACGUGGACGUGGACGUGGACGUUGACGUGGACGUGGACGUGACGUGGACCUGGACGUGGACCUGGACGUGGACGUGGACGUGGACGUCGUGGUCGUGGACAUGGACGUGGACGUCGACGUGGACAUGGACGUGGAGGACUUGGACGUGGACAUGGACGUGGACGUGGAGGACUUGGACAGAGGACGUGGACGUGGACGUGGACAUGGACAUGGACGUGGAGGACUUGGACGUGGACAUGGACGUGGACGUGGACAUGGACGUGGACAUGGACAUGGACGUGGACGUGGACAUGGACGUGGACGUGGACGUGGACGUGGACGUUGACGUGGACAUGGACGUGGACUUGGACGUGGACGUGGACGUGGACUUGGACGUGGACGUGGAUGUGGACGUGGACGUGGACAUGGACGUGCACGUGGACGUGGAUGUGGAUGUGGACAUGGACGUGGACGUGGACGUGGACAUGGACGUGGACGUGCACGUGGACGUGGACGUGCACGUGGACGACUUGGACGUGGACAUGGACGUGGACGUGGACGUGGACAUGGACGUGGACAUGGACCUGGACGUGGACGUGGACGUGGACCUGGACGUGGAUGUGGACGUGGACCUGAACGUGGACGUGGAUGUGGACGUGGACGUGGACGUGGACGUGGACGUAGACGUGGACGUGGACGUGGACGUGGACAUGGACGUGGACGUGCACGUGGACGUGGACACGGACGUGGACGUGGACGUGGACGUGGACAUGGACGUGGACGUGGACGUGGAGGACAUGGACGUGGACAUGGACGUGGACGGGGACGUGGACGUGGACGUGGACGUGGACAUGGAUGUGGACGUGGACGUGGACAUGGACGCGGAUAUCGACGUGGACGUGGACAUGGACGUGGACAUGGACGUGGACGUGGACAUGGACGUGGACAUGGACGUGGACGUAGACAUGGACGUGGACGUCGACGUGGACGUGGACGUGGACAUGGACGUGGACGUGGACGUGGACGUUGACGUGGACGUGGACGUGAACAUGGACGUGGACAUGGACGUGGACGUGGACAUGGACCUGGACGUGGACGUGGACAAGGACGUGGACGUGGACGUGGACAUGGACGUGGACAUGGACGUAGACGUGGACGUGGACAUGGACGUGGACGUGGACGUGGAGGACAUGGACGUGGACAUGGACGUGGACGUGGACGUGGACAUGGAUGUGAACGUGGACGUGGACGUGGACAUGGACGCGGACAUCGACGUGGACGUAGACAUGGACGUGGACAUGGACGUGGACGUGGACAUGGACGUGGACGUGGACGUGGACAUGGACGUGGACGUGGACGUGGAGGACUUGGAUGUGGACAUGGACGUCGACGUGGACGUGGACGUGGACGUGGACGUGGACAUGGACGUGGACGUGGACGUGGAUGUGGACAUGGACGUGGACCUGGACGUGGACAUGGACGUGGACGUGGACAUGGACGUGGACAUGGACAUGGACGUGGACGUGGACGUGGACAUGGACGUGGACGUGGACGUGGACAUGGACGUGGACGUGGACGUGGAGGACAUGGACGUGGACAUGGACGUGGACAUUGACGACAUGGACGUGGACAUGGACGUGGACGUGGACGUGGACGUGGACAUGGAUGUGGACGUGGACGUGGACAUGGACGCGGACAUCGACGUGGACGUGGACAUGGACGUGGACAUGGACGUGGACGUGGACAUGGACGUGGACGUGGACGUAGACAUGGACGUGGACGUGGACGUGGACCUGGACGUGGACGUGGACGUGGACGUGGACAUGGACGUGGACGUGGACGUGGACGUGGACGUGGACAUGGACGUGGACGUGGACGUGGAGGACAUGGACGUUGACAUGGACGUGGACGUGGACGUGGACAUGGACGUGGACGUGGACGUGGACAUGGACGUUGACGUGGACGUGGACGUGGACGUGGACAUGGACGUGGACGUGGUCAUAGACGUGGACGUGGACAUGGACGUUGACGUGGACGUGGACGUGGACGUGGACAUGGACGUGGACGUGGACGUGGAGGACAUGGACGUGGACAUGGACGUUGACGUGGACGUGGACGUGGACGUGGACAUGGAUGUGGACGUGGACGUGGACAUGGAUGCGGACAUCGACGUGGACGUGGACAUGGACGUGGACAUGGACGUGGACGUGGACAUGGACGUGGACGUGGACGUAGACAUGGACGUGGACGUGGACGUGGAGGACUUGGAUGUGGACAUGGACGUGGACGUGGACGUGGACGUGGACAUGGACGCGGACAUGGACGUGGACGUGGACAUGGACGUGGAUGUGGAGGUGGACGUGGACAUGGACGUGGCAUGGACGUGGAUAUGA
Molecule: messenger RNA, 2538 nt
Organism: Closterium sp. NIES-65
Lineage: Eukaryota; Viridiplantae; Streptophyta; Zygnematophyceae; Desmidiales; Closteriaceae
Source: the annotation of a GenBank genome assembly